Bubalus bubalis (water buffalo) is the source of this 4442-nucleotide messenger RNA. RefSeq names its product Ras association domain family member 6 (gene RASSF6). NCBI's taxonomy places the organism in Eukaryota, Metazoa, Chordata, Mammalia, Artiodactyla, Bovidae. Gene Ontology annotation, biological process: signal transduction. Bases 517 to 1650 code for a protein of 377 amino acids. The transcript is spliced from 11 exons. The record is from RefSeq and is a predicted model, not a curated record.
UCUUCUGAAGCUAGCUACAGUUUGCUUCAGCAUAGGUCAUGAGUGACAAUAUAAUUACAUUGCAAUUCUUUGCUAUCUUUAAUGAUACUUUUGCUCAUGUUUUUAUGAAUGCAAACAGAGUGGGGACCAAUCAGGAACCCAUUGCAAUGAUUCUUCAGCCCAUCAUUUUCAAUUUGCCUUUGUACUUCAGUUCAAAAUAUCACCCACUUCCAGUCCUACCUAAAAUACCAUAUUAACUAUGAGGUCAAGAAAAGUUUUAUUAGUAGCAGACAAUCCUUUUGAUCACAGGUACAGCUUGACAUUUAGUCAGUCACUAAAUAAAUAUUAUCUAAAUUCCUUUUAUGUUCUAGGCAAAAUUCUAAGAAGUGGAGGACACGAUUAGAAAAUGAGAUAAGGUAUAAAAUGAUCAUGGCAGUACCAGUGGGAAGCAGAGAGUGACAUCACAGCAGUAUAGAAAACAGGCCAUGGGGAGACUGAUAUGGUUCCUUCUGAGCAGAGACAAGAAGGAAGUAGAGAAUGGUGAGAAGAGACUGGAUGACACGUGACUCCAUUAGACUGCAAAGCCUGGUAUUAAAGAAAGUUUCAAUGUUGAGUUUGGGAAGGGUAGCCUCAGAUGGUCUCAGAAAGGGGCAGAAGAAGACUAUGAUGGCUCACCAGUCUUCCUCUUGGAUCUUCAUCAAUGAAAGGACAUUCAUUACCAGGGAACAACUUAAUUCUUUACUGAAGACCUAUAACUUCUUUUAUAGGAACCAGAAAAAUCUGCAUAUUUUAUAUGGACAGACUGAAGAUGGUAAGCUAAUUGUUGAAGGAACGUUGGACAUUUUCUGGGGAGUAAAACGGCCUAUCCAGCUGAAAAUACAAGAUGAGAAACAAAUCCCUUCUUUCAGUGUGCUGGAGUCACCGGGAGCUUUUUCCAAAAGGGGAAUGACACGCUGGGGACAAUUUGAUGAUCUUUAUCGCAUUAGUGACUUGGACAGGGAUCAUAUUCCAGUGACUGGAGGAACAGGUUCCCAGGAAGACUAUUUAUCUUAUCACAGUAGCACUCUGAAGCCUCAUGCAAACGAAGAGCCUGAAUCUCCAUUACUCUACAGAACUAUGAGUGAAGCAACCCUCGUGAGGAAAAGGGUGAAGCCUCCGAUGGUGGACAGAAAAGACAGACAGAAGCAUAGGGCCUCUAUUAAUGGACACUUUUAUAACCAUGAAACGUCAAUUUUCACUCCAGCCUUUGGAUCAGAAACUAAGGUCAGAGUAAACAGUAAUAUGAGAACUGAAGAAGUAAUAAAGCAAAUUCUCCAAAAAUUUAAGAUUGAAAACAGUGCCCAGGAUUUUGCACUGUACAUUAUUUUUGCAACAGGAGAGCAGAAACGGCUAAAGAAGACAGACAUUCCGCUGCUGCAUAGACUCCUACAGGGACCGUCCAAAACAAAUGCUCGCAUUUUCCUCAUGGAUAAAGAUGCAGAAGAAAUUAGCAGUGAUGUGGCUCAGUAUAUUAACUUUCAUUUUUCUCUCCUGGAAUCCAUCCUUCAAAGAUUAAAUGAAGAAGAAAAAAGAGAGAUCCAAAGGACAGUAGCAAAAUUCAGUACAGAAAAGGCAAUCAUACUGAAAUAUCUUCAAAGUAAACGGGUAAUAAAAACAGAGACAACAGUUUAGCAUUACAAGUCCUAUUGCUAAGACACUUCAACAAAAUUAGAAGGUUUUAGUACUAUUUCAGUGCAUAAAUUCUAUACUUGCAUUAAAAAAAAAUAUGUGAACGUGAAUCUAUAGGAAAUUGAAUGUACGGCUUGUCUCUCUCUGAAGUGAAGAGGUUAGGUCGGAUUCACAGUUGGACUGAAAGAAACUUGAAUUUAGUUUCAGUAACUAAAAUAAGCUCGGAUACUAUGUAUUCCAAAUAGUUUUUAGAGUAAAACACUCAGUGAACUUGAAUUUAAAUGGUAUCUUAAGAUACCAUGUAGCUUAAGCUUAUUUAACUUCAACUGUCAAGAGAACUAUCAUCAACUAGCUCUCAGAAAUGAUUCAGAAGUAAUAGCUUCCAGCUCUUGAAAUAUAAUAUCAGCCCAUUAUUAUCCCACCAAGAAAUCUGAUGGUGAUGGUAUCUCACAUUUUCUUAAACUCUAGCCUUUUCAUAAAACCUAGGAGUGUCUUUCCAUCCUUCGAGCUAUCUAUAACAUCAGAGCUACCUGUCCUUUGGGACAGAAAACGUUAUGGACUCUGUUAAGAAAUCCAAAUCAUAAUUCUCUCAACCCGAGCCCUUAUUUUCUUCCUCCCUCUGUUCUACUGAUGAAUUUCAAGUGUUCUUAAGAUUUUUCUUAAGUCAAUUGAACUAGUUUUCUUUAUUUUUCCAAACAAACAUAUCACAGAGAUUUAAUGUAUUUCAUCAGCUAGGCUAAGACUUGAUCCAUGAUAACCGUUUGUUGCUGAAUGAAUACAGAAGAUAAGGCGAAGCUGUGGGAUCUGAAGUUGGGCAGGAAAUCUCGAGCUCUGUUCUUUUUCUUCAAAAUAACUCAUUCUACAAGACAGGGCUCAGGGUCCUUCAAGUCCACUUCACCAGUCUCAAAAAGCACUGCGAAUGCCACAAGUAUCACCUGCGAUUUUACUUAUGAACUCUGUAUUAAAAUGGAGACUUAUGCAGCUUUUUUCCAUUCUACUACUAGUUCUAUUUGCAUUCCUCAUAAGCAUGGGACUCAAUGGACUCACCAACUCAAUGGACAUGAGUUUGAGUAAACUCCAGAAGUUGGUGAUGGACAGGGAGGCCUGGCGUGCUGCAGUCCAUGGGGUGGCAAGAAGUCAGACACAACUGAGUGACUGAACUGAACUGAAUAAGCACUGGAUUAAAUUGAUUGUAUUACACAUACUAUAGGAUAAGGUUGAGUGUAGUAAACCCAGUUGGAAGAUCAGUUAUCAAAAUAUGAAACAUGUUUAAAACAAAGUAUUACUUUGUUUUAAUGUCACCAAAUCCCAAACUGGAUGAAAGUAAAAGUGUGCUAUGAACUUUCCAGUCCUAGGAAAUCUCCUUUAUUGAAUAAGACAGUGGCUUGCAUCUUUAUCCUUUUAUCUAUGAGUUAAUAAGAAAGUCUCAACUUACUAAAAUAAAGCAAAUGUAGUGGUUAAAACUCAGUAUACUUAUUUAAAGUAGUCUCAAGUAUCUGCCAUAAACAUGACAAAAGAUUUAUCUUUAAUAUCUUGAAAGUCUACAAAAUGGAAAAAAAAAUAAUAAUAAUAAGUAAGACACAUGGUCUGAAAAGUAAAAUUGCAGAAGAGAAAAUGCAAAUAGCUACUAAGUGUGUGGGAAAAGUUGUAUCUUAAUAGUGAUUGGUGGUAUUAGUCUGGGUCUAAUGAGGAGACAGAAAUCACACAGUCAUUUAAAUGGGGGUUAUAAUUUAAUAUAAAGAACUAUUUAGCUGUGAAAAUAGGAGAGUAACUAUAAAAAUGGAAAGGGAACUCUAAAGGGUACCCUAGUCUGAGGAAGAAUACCCAACUACGGAAAAGCUUGGAGUAAGGAGUUGAAAUGCACUGAAGAAGGUGUGGCUGCAGCCCAUUGCAUAAAGGAAACGUCCUCUGCUCCCAGGACACAGCAGGGCCAUAGGCAUAGGAUAAGCAAGAACAACCCUCUGGAGUAUGGAUCCAGUGGGCAAGCGAGCACAGGGGCUUCUCUGCGGGCGCAAGUGUCCGUGUCUGGAGGGCUGCAGGAAAAAAAGUCUGGAGAACAGGUAUGCUGAGGCUGAGGGGUAGGCACCCGGAAGAAGCCAGGGACGCUGCUGCCAGUGCUGCUGGGACUGUGAGCUGCGGGAACCAUCUCUGCAGGAACCUAGUACAACUCUAUGUAUGCCGUGGGCUGUGGCAUCUUUAAGGCUGCAUGGGACAGAGAUGGGGCAAGUGGCUUACUAGAUGCUCAGCCCCACAGAGCACUCUCUGGGAGCGAGCACCAAGGUGAGGUAUGGAGAGUAAUGAUCUGAGUUAGAGCACAGGACUGUAAGGGGCUCCAGGCUGUGCCACCACAAACCAAAUCAAGAGCUACAAAAGGGGUUGCGGGAGCAAAUGCUAAAGAAAGCUGCACCCCACAGGCAACUAGCGCUGAAGAAACCAUUCUGGGAGGAGCCCUGGAGGAAGAAAGUCAGCUUCCCGGGAACCUGGCAUGCCAGCCCCUACGAAUCAGGAAAGACCUGCUUUCUCCUGCAGUGCUUCUCCAGCGCCCUCUACUGGCGAAGCAUGAUAUCACGUAGGCUGCAAAGGAAGCGUAAAAUGCUCUCUCCUGCUGCAGCUGGGGCCCCAGUAAAGCCCAGCCUGAAAAUAAAUUAAAUAAUGGUUUCCACGUCCAGUUUCACAGAGCCAACAACAAAAAAUGAAUUUAUAACAGAGAGGCAAUAAAAUAACUGGUAUGUCAACAAAAUGCAAAGUAAGAAAGUGAAAUUGGUCUACUAAAAAGAUGAAAAAAUGAUAAUAUU